Messenger RNA from Aedes aegypti (yellow fever mosquito), 1215 nucleotides. Its product is annotated as solute carrier family 25 member 35. The transcript is spliced from 3 exons. Lineage: Eukaryota; Metazoa; Arthropoda; Insecta; Diptera; Culicidae. The record is from RefSeq and is a predicted model, not a curated record. The coding region runs from base 206 to 1135 and encodes 309 amino acids.
UAUGCUCACCGAUUCGUCUUACCUGAUAGAGAGUUUUUAUUUUGUUGUGUCUACGUUAUUGGGAAACGGUCGCAGCUAAUGAUAUAACAUCAUUAGUUUGCCGGUUUUCUGUACAUAAUUUUAGUAUUAAUUUCAGUUGUAAAUAGAGUUUUCGAUCGAUUUAACGAAUAUCAUUUUAUUAGUUGCAAAAGAAUCUUAUUCAAGGAUGUAUGCUACCGAUUUUCUACUUGGAGGCGUCGCAUCGAUGGGAGCCACACUGUUUACGAAUCCCUUGGAGGUAGUCAAAACACGCAUGCAACUACAAGGAGAGUUAGCUGCCAAGGGUACCUACGCUAAGCCUUAUAAAAGCAUCCUGGAUGCGUUUGUGACGAUCGCCAAAAACGAUGGAUAUUGGGCAUUACAGAAAGGAUUGACACCAUCGCUGUGUUUUCAAUUUGGCAUCAAUUCUGCAAGGUUGGGAAUUUACAAUACCGCCUUUGAGAAUGGAUACACUAGGACCAAAGAUGGAAAGCAAUCCAUUUGGAAAAACGCUUUUUGGGGCGGCAUCGGUGGAUUCAUAGGAUCUGCGCUAGCAAGCCCAUUCUUCAUGCUUCGUACUCACCUGCAAUCACAAGCCGUAACGCAAAUAGCCGUUGGAUAUCAGCAUCAACACACCGGUAUGAUGAGUGCGUUGAAAGAAAUAUUCCAGAAACAUGGAAUCCGAGGUUUAUACAGAGGAGUGGCUGUGACUAUGCCCCGAGCAAUGUUGGGAAGUGGUGGUCAACUGGCCGGAUAUGGUUACACCAAAGACAUACUUCUGAGGCAUCCUCUUCAUGCCCAGCAAUCGGAUCGGUUGGUUUCAUUUCUCUCAGGAAUAGCCGGUGGAACGGUUAUGGCUAUUACUAUGACUCCUCCAGACGUAGUUGCUACUCGUUUGUACAAUCAAGGGGUAGAUGCUAAAGGAAAAGGAAUUUACUACAACGGGGUUGUUGAUUGCUUUUUAAAAAUUCUCAAAACGGAAGGAGUUGCCGGCUUGUACAAAGGCUUUUGGCCUCAUUACAUGAGGAUCGGACCACAUUCAAUGUUGGUCUUAGUAUUUUUCGACGAACUCAAAGCAAUCAGAAAGAAAUACUUCAGAAACCGAGAAAAACUGUGAUAACUGUUAUUUGUUUAUUGUUUACAAGUUUAUAAACGCAUCAUUAGGGCCUAAUAAAUGUUUUCCACUAACGAAUAUGA